Molecule: messenger RNA, 624 nt
Organism: Aegilops tauschii subsp. strangulata
Lineage: Eukaryota; Viridiplantae; Streptophyta; Magnoliopsida; Poales; Poaceae
Source: RefSeq, a predicted model, not a curated record
AUGGACCUUGAGAGAUUUGGCCGGGCACUUCACCUCCGUUGGCCUUGGCUUCAAUGGACGGACCCAGACAGGCCUUGGGUGGGUUCUGAGCUGCCCUGCGACCAAGCUGACCUGAUCCUAUUUCGCGCCUGCACUACCAUCUCGUUGGGCAAUGGGGAAAAGGCUCUCUUCUGGCAUGACAACUGGAGUGGUAAAGGGCCCCUCAAGCUUAUUGCACCUGAGCUUUUCAAGAUAGCCUCCAGGAAAAACAGAACGGUGCACGAAGAAUUAUCGAACGAGAGUUGGAUCAGGGCAGUCUCUAGCCUUCGGUCCAUGCACCAGCUGGGGGAAUUCGUGUCUAUAUGGGAGUGGAUCAGCCAGACCACCCUGUUACCGACCAACGAGGACCACAUUUCCUGGAACCUGACUACCAACGGGGCUUACUCCUCUGCGUCGGUGUAUGGGGCGCAAUUCUAUGGCUCUCAUCCUAGGUUUAACCCCCCCAAGGUCUGGUCCGCUCAUGCCAAACCCAAGUGCAAAUUCUUCGCCUGGCUGUCCCUCCAUGGGAGGAUUUUGACUGCGGACAGGAGCCAGAAACUGCAAGCCAUCUCUGCAAGGACUGCCCCUUUUGUGACGCCCGGAUAA